Messenger RNA from Schistosoma rodhaini, 1501 nucleotides. The record is from the annotation of a GenBank genome assembly. NCBI's taxonomy places the organism in Eukaryota, Metazoa, Platyhelminthes, Trematoda, Strigeidida, Schistosomatidae.
AUGAUUCUCAAAGUCCUCAAUUUUUUUCUAUUUUCUACACUUCGCUUUUCUCAACCUUUAUCAUCAUCAUCAUCAUCAUCAUCAUCAUCAUCAUCAUCAUCAUCAUCAUCAUCAUCAUCAUCAUCAUCAUCAUCAUCAUCAUCAUCAUCAUCAUCAUCAUCAUCAUCAUCAUCAUCAUCAUCAUCAUCAUCAUCAUCAUCAUCAUCAUCAUUUGAAAGCAUAUUACACAUUUUUUACUCCUUUUGACAACGUGAAAUGAGGAGAAAAGUUAAAAAACAAGGUAAAAACUGAAGUGUUCGUACAGCUAUGAUUAUCUACGUAUAAUAUUUCAAGUCUUUGUUUUGGCUUAUCUUCGAGAUAAUUCUUUACGCCCUAAUAAAUGUGAUUAAAUAAGUCUCAACAAUUUUAUAAGCUAAGGUGCAUAGUGGAAUCAAGGAUAGGAGUUUCGUUAGAUUUGGUACUCGUCAGCUAGAUGUACAUAAAUGUCCAUUAUGGAAUUGAACCAAGUAUCAUUCACUUGAGAUGCCAUCGUGUUAUCAAACGAAUUUUAACCGAAAGACUAAUACGUGAGAACGAACGUGUGUGUACAGAGACGGAUACGCAUCAAAUGGAGGUGAAGCAAUGCAAGUCAUAGUAAUUACUAAAUUUCAAGCACAUAUUAUUGAGAAAGUGAAUAAUUUAUCGAUCAUUAUUAAAGAGACAACCAUUUAAGUUAGAGUGUAGGAUAUGUGAAUAGACUGUCAUAUCUGUUUAAGCAUAUAUGUUUAUACAAACAUAAUAAUAAUGUAAUGAAAUAGACACACUGUCACUGUUCGAAAGAUACUGCCUGUUAAAUUGAAUGAAUCAACAAAACUAAUCAUAAGCAACCUUAAUUCUAAAAGAUGUUCUAUAUCAUUAUUACAUUUCAAGAUCAUGAUCGUCAUUGUAUUCUACCAAGAUGUCAAUUACACAUCAUUUUUGGGUUAAUUAAUACACCAUUAUCAAUGUUGUAUUUAUUUAUUUGAUCCCCUUUUCAAUCCGGUUCCUUUGAUUCUAUAGAGCGAAAGGGGGUUGAAUCAAUAUUUAAUGCACUGAUGAGGUAAUGGCAAUCCACAAACUCAAGCUUGAACUUUGUAUUUAUUUAUAAUAAUAGUUUAAAACAUAGAUCCUUUUUAAAGUGAAGACAAUUCAAGGUUCAUUUAAUGGAUGAUAAGAUCUUUAAUUGUUUUAAAUUGUUGAAUAUAAAGAAUUAUUGAAGGAUUUGAAUGAAUUCUGUAUACCUUAGAGUAUGUUCAAUCCACUUCCAAUGUCUUUUCCUAAUUUCCUCUUCAGCUGGAAGCUAGUUUGUCCACUCGCACAGUAGGCUGUUGUUGAUGGUAUCCCAACAGUGAGUGUUGAGUAUGUUGCGUAGAAAACUGUUUAUAAAUACUUGUAUAUUCUUGACAAUGGAUAUGGCAGUCCUCUACUUUUCAGCUCCGUGCAGUAUGACUGUCUUGAUGUUCGUAUUGAAGAUUCUCACUUU